Molecule: messenger RNA, 519 nt
Organism: Dothidotthia symphoricarpi CBS 119687
Lineage: Eukaryota; Fungi; Ascomycota; Dothideomycetes; Pleosporales; Dothidotthiaceae
Exons: 1
Coding region: 323-517 (64 amino acids)
Source: RefSeq, a predicted model, not a curated record
GUCAACAGGGUGUGGCCAUCUCCUCGUGGCAUUCGGUCCGCAUAUGAAAACACCAAGCCGCCAUCUGCUUGGCUGAAGAGACGUAAUUUUAGAGAUGUCGUAGGUACGUGUUUCAACAACUAUUGUGCAUUGAAUAACAAUAGCUGAGGAGGCGGAACUACAAAUUCCAAAUCGAAGGCGUGAGGUAUAACAGUGAUGCUCAACGAGUUGAGUCUUGAUCCAAAUUCGGCCUAGGAAGAACAAAGAUGAAGAACACAGCAAAACUUACAUCUCACGUCGCCAAAAAGAAGAGGGACCGAAGUCAUAUACCACGACAUGAAUGAUGUACUAUCAUGCCACGAGAACGCCUCCGUAUUCUCCAGAUCAACCCCAGUUUCAGGUCCCUCGAGAGAUUCAAUUGCGCAAACCCCAACCCAUUCUACCUUCUAUGCCCAACGAGGUGCCCAGCCAACGUGUCAGGCGCGAAGUGAGUGGAUUUAGAGGCAGGAACUAUCCAACAAUGAGCAUAAAAAAGUGAAG